AUGAACGCCUCCUCCCCUGAGCCUCCAGUCACUAUGUAUCACCAGAGCCCGGGACGUGACCUCAACUCCAGCUGUGAUUGGCCGGCUCCUCACUGUGACUGGACGCCGCCGGGCGACGCGCCGCGCCUCCCCACCUUCUCCACGGCGGCCAAAGCCAGAGUCAUCAUCACCUUCAUCCUGUGCGGCGUGUCGGCCCUCUGCAACGUGGCCGUGCUGUGGGCGGCCAGCUGCCACAAGCGCAAGUCCCACGUGCGCGUGCUGAUGGUCAACCUGACGGCCGCUGACCUCCUGGUGACCUUCAUCGUGAUGCCCGUGGACGCCGUGUGGAACAUCACGGUGCAGUGGCGGGCGGGCGACCUGGCCUGCCGGCUGCUGAUGUUCCUCAAGCUGCAGGCCAUGUACUCCUGCGCCUUCGUCACCGUGGUGAUCAGUCUGGACCGGCAGGCGGCCAUCCUCAACCCGCUGGCCAUCAGCGAGGCCCGCAGGAGGAACAGGGUCAUGCUGACGGUGGCGUGGUGCAUGAGCGCCGUGUUCUCCGUCCCGCAGAUGUUCAUCUUCCAUAACGUGACCAUCACCUACCCGGAGAACUUCACCCAGUGCACCACCAGGGGGAGCUUUGUGACUCACUGGCAGGAAACCGCCUACAACAUGUUCACCUUCUCCUGCCUCUUCCUGCUGCCUCUGGUCAUCAUGAUCGUCUGCUACAGCAGGAUCUUCAUCCAGAUCUCCAGGAAGAUGACGAGGGAGAGCCUGUCGUCCAGUGAGGUCCAUUUACGAUGCUCCAAGAACAACAUCCCCAAGGCGCGAAUGAGAACUCUGAAGAUGAGCGUCGUCAUCGUCAUCUGCUUCAUCGUCUGCUGGACUCCCUACUACCUGCUGGGUCUGUGGUACUGGUUCUUCCCGGACGACCUGGAGGGGAAGGUCUCCCACUCGCUCACCCACAUGCUCUUCAUCUUCGGGCUCUUCAGCGCCUGCCUGGACCCCAUCAUCUACGGCCUCUUUACCAUCCGCUUCCAGAGGGGGCUGACGAGGUACUGCCACAACGCCGCUGUGAUGUCAGACCUGGCCGUGAUGGGAUCGUUCAAAUGUUCUGCCACCGCUCUGCCUGCUAAGAGACACGCGGCCGCCGUUAGCACGGGCGGAGACGGGAAAUCCUCCAGCAGCAGCGGUGUGACGGACUUCAGCGAGGCGGGAAGGGAAACUUCACUUCACUUCAGUGUUGAGAGUUCAAUAUGA
Myripristis murdjan (pinecone soldierfish) is the source of this 1236-nucleotide messenger RNA. Its product is annotated as putative gonadotropin-releasing hormone II receptor. The coding region runs from base 1 to 1236 and encodes 411 amino acids. Lineage: Eukaryota; Metazoa; Chordata; Actinopteri; Holocentriformes; Holocentridae. The record is from RefSeq and is a predicted model, not a curated record. Gene Ontology annotation, biological process: cellular response to hormone stimulus; G protein-coupled receptor signaling pathway. The transcript is spliced from 3 exons. Gene Ontology annotation, molecular function: peptide binding; protein-hormone receptor activity; G protein-coupled receptor activity. Gene Ontology annotation, cellular component: plasma membrane.